GAUCUUUCGGGCUCCAUAGACGACCUCCCCACCGGCACCGAGGGGGCUCUGAGUCCAGGGGUCAGCACUUCAGGUGUUUCCAGCAGUCAGGGAGAACAGAGCAACCCGGCCCAGUCUCCCUUCUCUCCGCACACCUCUCCUCACCUGCCGGGCCUCAGAGGACCCUCCCCCUCACCUGUGGGCUCACCUGCCAGCGUCACCCCGUCCCGAACCGGACCCCUCUCCCCCGCUGCUGUGCCAGGUAAUCAGAUGCCUCCACGGCCGCCCAGCGUUCAGUCAGACAGCAUCAUGCACUCCUCUCCCAUGAACCAGUCAGCCAUGGGCCAGGAAAGGGUGUACAUGCGUAACCCUCAGAUGCCUCCGCACGGGUCCCCGGGACAGCCUGGCUCCGCCUUAUCUCCACGCCAGUCUUCUGGAGGCCAGAUGCAUGCUGGGAUGGGACCAUAUCCCCAGAACAACUCCAUGGGAAACUACGGGCCUCAGGGGGUCCAGUACGGUCCGCAAGGUUACCCCCGGCAGCCCGGAUACACAGGCAUGCCCAACGCUAACUACCCCACAGGUCCGGGGCCUGAUAGAAUUAUGAGCGGCUCCAUGAACCCCAUGCCUGGUCAGGGGGGGGGGGCUCCGUACGGAGGCAUCCCACCCGGUAGAUUAGGCCCCGGACAGAUGGGUCCCCGGCCUUUUGGCCCCGGGAUGGCAGCAAACAUGGCCGGCAUGCCUCCUCAGGUGGCGUCUGGGAUGUGUCCGCCUCCAGGCAUGAACAGGAAGGACGGAGGACCCUCGAUGCACCACGGACCAACAAACUCCAUACACAACAGGCCACCUGGAUAUCCGAACAUGUCCCAAGGCAUGAUGGGAACAGGAUCUCCGUACGGGCCGGGUAUGAACAGCAUGCAUGGGAUGAUGAACCAGGGAGGGCCAGGGCCAGGGCCGUAUCCAAUGGGAACAAACAUACCCAACAACAGUCCUGGAAUGCCUCCCAGUACGGAGUUUGCCAUGGAGAAAAUGAACCCUGCUCAGAAGAUCAACAACAAAGUGGAGGGGACUCCCAAGCCCGAAACAACAACAACAACACCAACAACAACAAAAAAGAAGUCGAGCUCUUCCACCCUCACUAACGAAAAGAUCACCCGUCUGUAUGAGCUCGGCCCGGAGCCGGAGAGGAAGAUGUGGGUCGAUCGAUUUCUGGCUUUCGCGGAGGAAAAGGCGAUGGGAAUGAACAACCUUCCUGCUGUGGGACGCAAACCUCUGGACCUCUACAGACUCUACGUGUCCGUCAAAGAGAUCGGAGGCCUCACACAGGUGAACAAGAACAAGAAGUGGAGAGAGCUGUCUACCAACCUGAACGUGGGAACAUCGAGCAGCGCUGCCAGCUCGCUAAAGAAACAGUACAUCCAGUGUUUGUACGCCUUCGAGUGCAAGAUCGAGCGCGGCGAAGACCCGCCAGCGGACUUUUUCAACACCGACUCCAAAAAGAACCCGCCCAAGGCCCAGCCCCCCAGCCCAGCUGGCUCUGGAUCCCUGCAGGGCCCCCAGACUCCUCAGUCCACCAGCAGCUCCAUGGCAGAGGGGGGAGACCUGAAGCCCCCGACCCCCGCCUCCACCCCCCAGCUGCCUCCAAUGCCCGGAGCCAGGAGUAGUGUGAGUCUGCAGGACCCUUUUGCUGACGGAGGAGACCCCGCUUUCUCCAGGAGAAACGCUCUGACCCCCAAUUCACAGGGCUAUCAACCCGGCAUGGGGGGCCCCGAGAUGAUUGCUCGAAUGGGCCCCUACGAAACAAACAAAGACCCCUUUGGUGGUAUGAGGAAAGCUGGAGAGCAGUUCAUGCAGCCGGGGCCCAACAGUGGGAUGGGAGAGCAGUAUAACAGAGGCCCCCCAGGACCAAUGGGGAACAUGCAGAUGGGCCAGAGACAACAGUACCCUUAUGGAUAUGACAGAAG
This is a messenger RNA of Trematomus bernacchii (emerald rockcod), 1940 nucleotides long. RefSeq names its product AT-rich interactive domain-containing protein 1A-like. The record is from RefSeq and is a predicted model, not a curated record. Gene Ontology annotation, molecular function: serine-type endopeptidase inhibitor activity; nucleosome binding; DNA binding. NCBI's taxonomy places the organism in Eukaryota, Metazoa, Chordata, Actinopteri, Perciformes, Nototheniidae. Gene Ontology annotation, cellular component: brahma complex; nBAF complex; SWI/SNF complex. Gene Ontology annotation, biological process: positive regulation of DNA-templated transcription; regulation of transcription by RNA polymerase II; chromatin remodeling.